Iphiclides podalirius (scarce swallowtail) is the source of this 444-nucleotide messenger RNA. The record is from the annotation of a GenBank genome assembly. Lineage: Eukaryota; Metazoa; Arthropoda; Insecta; Lepidoptera; Papilionidae.
AUGGGAUGGGGCCGGAUCGGCGACGACGUGCGUCAGCUUCCACGGCGGCAGAGUGAGAGAGCAGCAGACCGUCCCACUCUUCCACGGGCCCAAUUACGGCCCAUACAAUGCCCGCUGAACAAAACGCAGACCCACCGCGUCGGCGAUUGUUCGCGGAACACUGACGCGCGUCGAUCGUUGAUGAGAAAGACUAUGUGGAGCAGUCGGCCAGUGGGGGAGCUUUUGCCGUCGAAACACCACUCGAAGGGAGACGCGAACUCAGCGAGAACAUAUCGAUAUUUUAAUUACCGGCUUACUGCACCACGCGACGAGUAUUUAUGUUGCCGCGUGACGGAGCGCCGGCUGGACACUCCGCGCGACGCGCCGGAGCGGGAUGAUUUGUCAUUAGUCAAAUUAGCUAACCAGACGUUGACUAAUUGCGUUGCACGCCGAAUUACGACACAG